Messenger RNA from Olea europaea var. sylvestris, 783 nucleotides. RefSeq lists its product as uncharacterized. Lineage: Eukaryota; Viridiplantae; Streptophyta; Magnoliopsida; Lamiales; Oleaceae. The coding region runs from base 1 to 783 and encodes 260 amino acids. The transcript is spliced from 2 exons. The record is from RefSeq and is a predicted model, not a curated record.
AUGCCAUUUGUUAUUAGGGAGGCUUGGCAGUUUGAUCGACACUCGCUGCAUGACGGGUACACCAACACAUACAGUUUUUUGUUUGGGGGAAAGAAAAUUGUGUUACUACCCGACAAGAGCCCAGUAAAAGUAGUUGUGGACAAUACCAACUUGUCAACCAGAGCAAAAUUUGAGACGGAGAUGGCAGAAAUUGGUGUAGUGUAUGUGUUAGUAGGCAGGUUAGUUGAUACUAAACAGGAGGUUUCCCAAAGAAUUCGUCCACUAUUAGAAGAGUUUCAGGAGAUUUUCCCAGACGAGCUUCCAGAGGGACUGCCACCACUACGGGAUAUUCAGCAUCAGAUUGAUUUAGUACCUAAUGCUACUUUACCUAAUUGGGCGCAUUACAGGAUGAGUCCUACUGAAUAUGAGGAGUUGCGCAGACAAGUGGAGGAGCUUUUCGCGAAGGGGCACAUCAAGAAAGUCUUAGUCCUUGUGCUGUUGCUACUCUCCUUAUGCCAAAAAAGGAUGAUUCAUAUCAGACCUGGGGAUGAGUGGAAGACGGCCUUUAAGACAAGAGAAGGGUUGUAUGAUUGGUUAGUCAUGCCAUUCGGUCUUUCCAAUGCACCUAGUAUUUUUAUGCAGGUUAUGAAUCAAGAUCUUCAUCCAUUUAUCGAAAAAUUCAUUGUAGUUUACUUUGAUGAUAUUCUAAUUUGUAGUGCUAACAAUGAUGAUCACGUCCAGCACCUUCGAGAAGUUCUUUCAGUCCUUCGUAGGGAUGAGUUUUACGCUGCAGUGAAGAAGUGA